This is a messenger RNA of Pogoniulus pusillus (Red-fronted tinkerbird), 3178 nucleotides long. It is a transcript of the gene ZNF654, whose product is annotated as zinc finger protein 654. The record is from RefSeq and is a predicted model, not a curated record. Gene Ontology annotation, cellular component: nucleus. NCBI's taxonomy places the organism in Eukaryota, Metazoa, Chordata, Aves, Piciformes, Lybiidae. Gene Ontology annotation, molecular function: DNA-binding transcription factor activity, RNA polymerase II-specific; DNA binding. Gene Ontology annotation, biological process: regulation of transcription by RNA polymerase II.
CUUCUGCCAGGUUGUUGAAGACUAUGCUGGAAGAUGGCAGGUUCCUUUGCCUCAGCUUCAGGUGCUUCAGACUGCACUCUGUUGUUUCACAUCUGCCUGUGUGUCGUUCCCAGCUGACUGUGAGCACGUACAAUACGUAUUGAGUAGCCUAGCUUUGAGUUUUUUUGAGUUGCUGCUGUUCUUUGGAAAGGAUGAGUUCUAUGAAGAUCCUUUGAAAGAUAUUUUAGGUUCAAUCCAGGAGUGUCAGAACCUUCUAAAUCGAUACAGAAAUACGAACUUGGAACUAGUUACUCGCAUCAUCCGAGAUGGUGGCCCGUGGGAGGAUCCAGUAUUACAAGCAAUUCUUAAAGCAAAGCCCGUAUCACAGGAAUUAGUUAACAAAUAUUUAAGCUCUGAAAAUCCACUGUUCUUUGAACUACGUGCCAGAUACCUUAUUGCCUGUGAGCGCAUCCCUGAGGCAAUGGCUCUUAUCAAAUCUUGCAUAAAUCAUCCCGAUAUCAGUAAAGAUCUGUAUUUCCAUCAAGCUCUUUUCACCUGUCUUUAUAUGUCCCCAUUAGAAGAUCAGCUCUUCCAGGAGCACUUAUUGAGGACUGAUUGCAAGAGUGGAAUUGAGAUCAUCUGCAACACUGAAAAAGAAGGGAAGACUACCUUAGCCUUACAGCUGUGUGAAUCGUUCCUAGUCCCACAGCUUCAAAAUGGGGACAUGUAUUGUAUAUGGGACCUAAUCUUCAUUUGGAGCAAACUGCAGCUUAAAUCUAACCCAUCAAAACAAGUGUUUGUCGACCAGUGCUACCAGCUUUUAAGAAUUGCUACAAAUGUCAGAGUAAUUUUCCCUUUCAUGAAAGUGAUUAAGGAUGAAGUUGGUGAAGAUGGCCUUCAGAUAUGUGUUGAGAUAUGUGGGUGUGCCCUGCAGUUGGACCUUCGUGAGGAUCCCAGCAUGAAAAGUCUUAUUUAUAAAACAAUUGCUCAUUUUCUGCCAAAUGACUUGGAGAUCCUCAGAAUAUGUGCUCUUUCAGUCUUCUUUCUGGAGCGCACACUGGAAUCUUACUACACUGUUGAGCACCUGUACAAGUGUGCAGACGAAGAGUACAACGAGUGCGCUAGCUCUGUCCAAAACCGUGUGCGCUUUGAAUUGCUUCCCAUUCUGAAAAAGGGGCUGUUUUUUGAUCCUGAGUUUUGGAAUUUCUUGAUGAUCAAACAGAAUUGUUUAGCAUUAUUAGGGGAUAAAGCCUUUAUUGGUUUGUGUGAAAGUACACUGGAAAACUCCACUGCAAACACGGAGAAGACAGAUUAUAGGGCUCUGAAUGAGGAAUGUGUCUGUUCAACGGAUGUGAGCAACAGGCAGCUUGACCCUGAAGACCUCUCUGAAACCCAGUCCAAAGGUAGUGCCAGAAAGAACCACGAGGUUCUUGGAGCAUCUGAAAUGUUAGAUCCAACUGUACCAAGGCAUCGCUGUGUGAUAUGCAACAAGGAAUUUCUUGGUGGUCACAUUGUGAAACAUGCACAAGCUCACCAAAAAAAGGGCAGUUUUUCCUGCGUGCUUUGCACUAGGAAGUUCAGACAAAAAGGACUUAUGUUGAAGCACUUAAAGAAUCAUAUUAGGAAGACAGAAAGGCAACAUAUUGCUGCAGUUCUUGAGGCUGGUCAGCAGGCUCCUGUACUUAAUGAACUAGAAUGUUCAGGUGUUUCUCUGUCUCUUCAGAAUGGGAAUUCUGAUAGUUCUAAAGAUGAACCAGAGACUGCAAUAGCUCCAAGUGCUGACCAGGUGGUCCAAGUGGAGGAAGAGCAUGCAGAACAGGUAUUCAAUACAGUGGAAAAUCAUCUAAAUGACCAGGAUGAUGCUACUGAGAACAGUAGUGACAGCUGUUUUAACAACGUUGUUGAUGCUUUAAGUACAGAAAGUUUGCCUGAAGAUGAAGAGAGUUCCCAGAAAGAGUUACCUGUUAUGCACAAAGUGAAUGGAGCUUUUUGCCCUCAAAAAGACAUUGAUCCUAUGGAUGAGGAAGGCACCUUUAAGUGCCCUGCUAGUGGCUGUACUAGAGUGUUUAAAAAAAUAAGAUUCCUCAAUAAACAUGCAAGAAAAGCUCAUCCAGCUGAUCUGAAGGUGCAGGAGCAUAUAAUGAAAUGGAAUAAUGGAAAAUGUCGGUUCUGCCAGAGGAAAUUUGCUGACUCCCAACAUUUUAUAGAUCACCUGAAGAGACAUGUAUAUCCAAAUGUUUAUUUUUGUUUACACUUUAAUUGUAAUCAGAGAUUUAAGCUGUCAGCUGAGCUUGCAGAACAUACAAAAAGUCAUAGCGUUUUUAAAGCUCAAUGCAAUUUUGCAGAGUGCUGUGAGCUGUUCGAGGAGCUCCCUUUGCUGUAUGAUCAUGAGGCUCAGCAUUAUUUAAAUAAAACACUAGAAUGCUCAGAAGAUACAAGUGAAAAAGAUUCUUCAGAUCAUCUUUCAGAACUUUGCAGUUAUCAAAACGAUGAUGAAUCUGUUAAUGAAAAAGAAACUGUAGAUUUACCAAUUCCAACUUGGAAGUCAAGGAAGGAUUCUACAGAACCAAAGACUUAUAUUCAGAGUGUUGAGAAGAAAGCAAAUAAUGUAAUUCACAAUGGAAAUGAAAGCUUAUCUGAGGGUGGUGCUGCAGUUUUAUGUUUGGUAGACCAAAAGACACCUUUGUUACAUUCAAAAUCUGAAACUGUAAAGUUGUCAGAGAGCAGCCUAGUCAAUGGGCACAAUGAACUAGAUCAGACAUCAUCAAAAUCAUCAGAAAUACCUUUGAACAACAGAAUGCAGAUGAAAACAAGGACAGAAAAUGGGUCAGUGUUACCAGUUCUACAGAAUUGUCAUGAUGCACCACAAAAUAAUGCUGCUGCUGCUGUGCCAGUACCUGCUAAAGCAAAUCAGGCAACAGAGAAUACUUCAUAUGGUGUCAUUUUAACAAAACCAUAUUUUAGACCAUUGCCUCCAAGUUACCUUGAUGAAAGAUACAUUAGCAUGCAACGUAGAAAAAUUUUGACUGAUGAAGUAAAUACUCAUUCUAGACAAGAUACAUUUUGUAGCAAAUCAACAGAAAGAUUUAGAUGGGCAAGCUGCUUGACCAUCUACUGUAAUUCAGAAGCACUUGGCCACCUUGCACAAAAGAAUGUGCAGACGCUCUUUGGAUUUGAUUCAGAUGAUGAAAGUGCCUGA